Messenger RNA from Dreissena polymorpha, 3788 nucleotides. RefSeq names its product KIF-binding protein-like. Lineage: Eukaryota; Metazoa; Mollusca; Bivalvia; Myida; Dreissenidae. The transcript has 2 exons. The record is from RefSeq and is a predicted model, not a curated record. Bases 203 to 2320 code for a protein of 705 amino acids. Gene Ontology annotation, molecular function: protein binding.
UUUGGAAUUUAUUUUUACACAUGAUAUGUUUGCACAUUAAUUACAUCAGCAAAUUAAUAAAUAUUGUAUUGCAUUUAUAAGAAAGUAAAGUAAAUAUGGUCCUUAUGGAUUAAUACAUUUACAUAUUAAAAUAUAAUUAAAGUUCAAAAUAAAUCAAUAAUGUAAUGGGAAUUAUUAAGUGCAGUCUUAAUAAGCUUCCAAAAUGGCCGCCUGGAAAGAAUUUUUGACAAAUGAAGGUUUCGAAAAACUGAAAGAAGCGAGGCAUUUCGCCGACGAACUCGCUAAAGAUGAUCCUGAUGAAGAACCAUAUCGGUCUUUGUAUAAGGCGAGAGAUCUUUUGAAUAGUGUCAAGAAGGUCUUGAAGAAAACCGCCGACAAACGUCAUUGGGACGCGGAUUUCUAUUUCGUUUGGUGUGCUCUGGAAUUAAAACUAGGUACCAUAUACAUAGCAACAGAAGAAAAAGCAACAGGUGAGGAGCAUUUACUGGGAUGUCUUGAAAAGUUGGAGGAUUUCAAGCUUACAAAGGAAGGAAUGGGCAUAUACCAAGAUACCCUUAAUCAGAUGGGAAUUCUCUGGUCAGGCAGAGGGAAGCCAGAAGAGGCCUUGGACUACUUCAAACAGGCCGAACUAAUUUAUGUUGACUUUAAGUCUAUAGUAGGAGGAGCCCCAUUUAUGAUUGAUGAGUUUCUUACAGCGCCAUCAGAGGAAGAUUCUGAUAAACGUGAGGCCGAGCGAAAGGUCAAAUUUGAGAGUGCCUAUACCCAUACACUGUUCUAUUUUGCACAGGUGUAUCAGCAGCUUGGUGAUGCUGAAAUCUCAGCGCAGUAUUGUAACCUGACCUUGCAGAGGCAGCUGGAUUCCCAGUCUCUGGACCGACUUGAUUGGAGUCUGCACGCUGCUACUUUGUCACAGUAUUACAUGACCCAGAGAGACUUUAACAUGUCUAGGCAUUGCUUGGCUAGUGCUGAGGUGGUAUUUCAGCAGGAGGAGGCCAAUGAUGUGACAAACUGCCCUGAUGAAGUUAAGGAAAAGAUGCAACAGGCAAAAGCAGAUAUCAUCAGGUGUUGGAUAAAGUAUGCUCUUGGACUAAUGGAUUAUUCUAGGGAGCAACUGCUGCAAGAGGCAGCUGGUAAUGGUGAAGAAGAAGCUAAUGAUUAUAAAGCUGAUGGAAGAGAUUCUGAUAAGGAAUCUGAGGCCAUUGGGGUACAACAAGCUUCUGAUGCACACUCUGUUCAUAGUAAUGGUAAGGUAGAUGAAUCUGAGGAUACUAGCAGGGAAGAGAACGAUCCCAUUAUUGCUGAUGAAAGUGUUGAACAAAAUGAAACUGAACAAACAAGUCAAGAAAUUAAGAGCACUGCAAAUGAAAAUGAUCAAACCUCUACUGAAAAUACAGGUGAAGACAAAAAAUAUGUUGUAACAGAUAACACCAGUCAACAUGAGCAAGUGGUGUUAGACAAAGAAAAUGACGAGGAAAAAAAGCAAUUGGAACGAGAAGCUAUUUCUAAAAGAAGUGAAUUGUUGAGGAAAGAAGCUAUGAAAAAGGAUGGUAAAAAAUUCAACUUGGAAGUGACAUCCCACGAAGAAAAAAUCACUGACAAACCUUUGAAAACAUUUGACGAGGCAAGGGAGAUAUUUCUUAUUAUUAAAAAAUGGAUCGAGCAGGCUAAGGAAUUCUACAAACUUGAUCACCACUGUCCUGAUUAUGUUGCCAUUGUUCAAGAUCAUAGUCUUUCCUUUAAAUUUCUGUCAUUCUUUGAACUUGACAUGGAGAGGCAGUGCAAGAUGCAGAAACGAAGGAUUGACAUGCUGUCUGAGAUACUUAAUGAGUUGAAUCCUCAACACUAUUUGCUUGUCUCUAGGCAACUCAUGUUUGAGAUUGCAGAUACCUAUAGUACUUUGAUGGACUUAAAAAUGGCGAUAUUAGAAGCCGCCGGGGAGGGGGUAAGGCCUACGCCUCAUCAUGUCAAGAAGAUCAACUUACUGGUCAAGGAGAGUAUAAAGUAUUACCAAGAGUACCUAAACACUUUGAAGGGAGGAAAACCAGUAUAUCCGGAUGAAUUCCCAAACAAUGAUGUUCGGCCAGGGCUGGUGGCAAUGUUCUGCAUGGGACGGCUUUAUUCCAAGUAUAUUCCCGGCGAUGUUCAAACUAGACUGAUGAACAUUAAGAAGAGCAAAGACUGCUACCAGUUUGUUGUUGAUUAUUGCAAUAGAAACCGGUCUGCAAAGGCUUUGGUGGAAGGCGAGUAUCAAAUAUGUAAGGAAAUGGUGGAUCUACUUCCAGCAAAAAUGGAAAAAAUACGGCUAGAAGCAGAAACAUGAUUGUGAUAAUCAAUGAUCUAUUUAUUUAAGUAAUAGGUUUUUGUUCAAUAUAGUGAUGCAUUUUGACAUUUGGGAACAGUAUUUUUGCUUGAUCCUUGUUGGACAAGAAACUUUAAACUGCAAUAUACAUCAAAAGAUAAAACUUAUAACUGUAAUCAAAUUACAACUUAGUAUGAAUUUAAUAGAACAUUUGCAAGUCACUGCAGGAUAAUAAGGUAUCCAUAGAUUCAGUGUACUUGUUUUUGACGAAUACAAAUUUUAUUCUAUGUCUUUUUUUUAGCUCACCAGAGAACAUUGUGCUCAUGAUAGCUUUUGUGAUCUAAUUUUGUCCAUCAUGCGGAGUCAACAUUUUCCUUGUAAACGCUCUUGGACGAGUUGGAAAAUGGUUUGGGUUGAUUAAAAAACAUGUCCGCCAGAGGGCAGGGCAGGGCAUUUUUCCUUAUAUGGCUAUAGUAAAACCUUGUUAACAUUCUAGAGGCCACAUUUUUUUCUGAUCUUCAUGAAACCUGUUCAAAAGAUUUGUCCCAAUGAUAUCUUGGACGAGUUAGAAAAUGGUUCCGGUUGGUUGGAAAACAUGGCCACUAAGGGGCAGGGCAUUUUUCCUCAUAUGGCUAUAGUUAAACUUUGUUAACACUAGAGGCCACAUUUAGUGUCCGAGCUGCAUGAAACUUGUCCAGAAUAUUUGUCUCGAUCAUAUUUUGGACGAGUUUUUGAAUGGAAAAAUUGCCACCAGGUGGCUGUGCAUUUUCCCUUAUAUGGCUAUUGUUAAACCUUUUUAACACUAUUAGUAAAACCUUGUUUACACUCUAGAGGCCACAUUUAUUGUCUUAUCUUCAUGAAACUUUUUCAGAAGAUUUGUCUCAAUUAUAUCAUUAGCAAGUUCUCAAAUAAUUCUGAUUGGUUGAAAAACAUGGCCACCAGGGGUGUGCAAUAUAUUUCCUGUUACGGCUUUAGUAAAACCUUGUUAACCCUGAACACUCUAGAGGCCACAUUUAUUGUCUGAUCUUCAUGAAACUUGGUAAGAAGAUUUGUCCCAAUGAUGUCAAGUUCUAAAAUGGUUCUGAUUGGUUGAAAAACAUGGAUGCCAGGGGGUUAAGGCAUUUUUCCUUAUAUGGCUAUAGUAAAACCUUGUUAACACUAUUACAUUUGUUCACAAUUAUUGGACGGUGUGUCAAGCGAAAGAAUUACGUCGAUAUCUCCAAGGUCAAGGUCACACUUGGAGUUUAAAAGUCAAAAAUGGCCAUAAAUGAGCUUGUCCGGGUCAUUACUAUGUCAUUCUUUGUGAGAUUUUAAAAUGACUCUGUACAUUAAUUUUGUUCACAGUGAUUGGAUGGCGUGUCUGAUGCAAAGAAUAACAGUUCAAAGGUCAAAAUGGCCAUAAAUGAUAAUGGCAUAAUAAUUCUUUAAAAUCGCCAUAAAUAAGCUUCUCUUGUUUUGUGAAGACAGCAUGCAAAAUAUUCUGUGUCAA